Messenger RNA from Chlamydomonas reinhardtii, 1716 nucleotides. RefSeq lists its product as uncharacterized. The transcript is spliced from 11 exons. The record is from RefSeq and is a predicted model, not a curated record. Gene Ontology annotation, biological process: peptidyl-proline hydroxylation to 4-hydroxy-L-proline. Bases 294 to 1055 code for a protein of 253 amino acids. NCBI's taxonomy places the organism in Eukaryota, Viridiplantae, Chlorophyta, Chlorophyceae, Chlamydomonadales, Chlamydomonadaceae. Gene Ontology annotation, molecular function: procollagen-proline 4-dioxygenase activity; L-ascorbic acid binding; iron ion binding. Gene Ontology annotation, cellular component: endoplasmic reticulum.
CACAAUGCAAAAUGUUGUGUUUGCUGGGAAAUGCAAGGCUAAUGAUUAUCUUGUAGGCAAGAGCUUGCCUACACAGCUCCUCGACGUGUGCGCUGCUUCUCUAUAUUUGCCUGGUCGCCUCGACGCGAGCUAAGCAAAGCAUGCUAUAAUGUGACAUGGUAAUGCCUAUGAAUAGCAGUCAUCCGGGGAGUGAAGUUAAGAUGGAUAGUUUGAGAGUGUCAAGACCCUCCCGAGCGCUGCGAACCCUCCUGACCCUGCUAGCAUGGAUAUCCUUAACAGGAGCAAUUGAAGACAUGGAAACGGAGGAGCUGUUGGUCGGCUGGCGGGGUGAGACCUAUAACGCAGGGGCCCACACAAAAAGCACGACGGUGCCUGCUGACUCUGGUGACGUGGGUGCGCCCUGGAUCGAAACUAUAUCAUGGGUGCCCCGCGCUUUCAUCUACCACGGCUUCCUGAGUCAUGCGGAGUGCGAUCACCUGAUUGGCCUGGCCCUGCCCAAGCUGGAGCGCAGUCUGGUGGUUGGCAACAAGAGCGACGAGGUGGAUCCCAUCCGCACCUCGUAUAGCGCCAGCAUUGGGUACAAUGAGACGGAUGUGGUGGCUGACAUAGAGGGCCGAAUAGCGCGCUGGACGCAUCUCCCACGGAGCCAUCAAGAGCCUAUGGAGGUGCUUCGGUACAUCAAUGGUCAGAAGUACGACGCACACUGGGACUGGUUUGAUGAAACUGAGACGGGGGGCACGGGCGGCGGCAACCGCAUGGCCACUGCAUUGAUGUACCUGUCAGACAUGGAGCCGGCGGCGGGCGGUGAGACGGCGCUGCCGCUGGCGCAGCCCCUGGACUGGGAGGUGCAGGGGGUGGAGGGACGCGGCUACAGCGAGUGCGCAUCCAAAAUGGGCAUCAGCGUACGUCCGAAAAAGGGCGACGUGCUGUUGUUCUGGGACAUGGAACCGGGUGGCCGGGAGCCGGACCGGCACGCGCUGCACGCCUCCUGCCCCACCUUCUCCGGCACGAAGUGGACCGCCACCAAGUGGAUCCACAACACGCCGUACGGUUGAGCGGUUGGCGCGGUUAAUGCGGUGACUGGCGGCUGCUGGCUGGCAUGAUAGGGGGGAGUGAGCGUUAGUAAUGGGGGCCGUGAUUUACUGUCAUGCUUGAUAGCCCAACGCGAGUUUGGCCUGCGUGGUGGACAAUUUGAGGAAACAUUUGAGCCCCUGUGCGCAAGCCAUGUAGUACCGUAGUGUGCGAAGACUUUGUUGCAGUAAGCACUGAGCCUAACAUUGACAUUCGGUGACGGUUUCACGGUUUCAGAGCGGGUAGCUGAUGCACGUGCUGACGCCUUGGCCUCCCCAUGCCGUGCCUGUGUGGCCCGACGACCACGGCGACGGUGUGACGUUGCGUUGACUGGGCGUGUACGUGUGUGCGCGGUGGUUUGUGGUUACGUGUUUAGCAGGGCCAGGGCCAGCGUAAUGACGCAUGGCGAUUGCAUGGCACAAAGGCUGACAGCCUGAGAUAGACACGGCAGUGUACGGUAAUAAUGCGCGUGGGAACUGGCGGCUACUGCGUGCAGGGCCAUGUACCGGCAGGCAAGCGGCCGGGGCUAGUCUCGGGACCCGGACAUACCAGCAGGUCUGCCAGGCGUGCCCGGGUUCUUCACACCGAUUCACCGAAGGUCCGAAGCUGCAGCUGCCUGCUCAGCCACUUUUAAUUCAGAUUGCA